AUGGCCAAGCGUAACUCUCGAGUCUACGCUGAAGAGGCUAUUUUCUUUGACGAGUCGAGCUACGCGCCCUUGGCAUCCUCCUCCUCAUCUUCCGGAUCUUCAUAUCAAUCCAGACGGAGUUCCCGCAGUUCGUUCAGAGAGGACAUGUUCCAAUACGCCACGGAAAUGGAAGAAGGAUUACGCAAUGGCGCGCCCAUCAUCGAAUCAGCUGCUGCCGUGCGCUAUCAGAACAGCGCCGGUACCACCAGGGAUUUUACUCUUCCUGAAAAGUCAGCCAAAUUAUCGAGCCUACUGCCUACCAUCCACCAGGCGGUCGAGUACCCUGUUGUACCCGUGGACGGUCGUCCUUCAAAUUUCGGCAUUGUUGUACCUGGAUUUUAUCGCAGCAGCUAUCCAAAGCAGCACGAUUUUGAAUUCAUCAAGAGCCUCAAGCUCAAGACCAUCGUUACCUUGGCCAAUAAGGAGGAGUUUCAGGACGAGCUGGCAGCUUUUGUUAACGCUAAUGGCAUCCGUCAAGUCAAGUUCGACAUGAAAGGCACCAAGAAGGAGGCUAUCCCACUCGAUACCAUGGCUGCUAUUCUUCAGCUUACCCUCGACAAGCGAAACUAUCCUCUUCUCAUCCACUGCAACCACGGCAAGCAUCGCACCGGCUGUGUUGUUGCUGCCGCCCGCAGAGUCGCCGGCUGGGAAGUCGAUCCCGCUUUGGACGAGUACAGGGCAUUUGCAUCUCCCAAAGUCCGCGAUUGCGAUGUUGAUUACAUCAACGCCUUCCAAUCAUCGCUGAUACCUAGAGUUGAAGAUGAGAUUGCUUCAUACAGUCCUGUUCGGGUCGGUACCUUUAUGACGUCGAACCCUUCUGCGCCUGAAAACUUUUGA
Messenger RNA from Cordyceps fumosorosea ARSEF 2679, 876 nucleotides. Its product is annotated as tyrosine phosphatase. NCBI's taxonomy places the organism in Eukaryota, Fungi, Ascomycota, Sordariomycetes, Hypocreales, Cordycipitaceae. Bases 1 to 876 code for a protein of 291 amino acids. The record is from RefSeq and is a predicted model, not a curated record. Gene Ontology annotation, cellular component: cytoplasm. The transcript is spliced from 3 exons. Gene Ontology annotation, biological process: protein dephosphorylation. Gene Ontology annotation, molecular function: inositol diphosphate tetrakisphosphate diphosphatase activity; phosphatase activity.